Messenger RNA from Brassica oleracea var. oleracea, 585 nucleotides. RefSeq names its product keratin, type II cytoskeletal I. The record is from RefSeq and is a predicted model, not a curated record. The transcript has a single exon. Lineage: Eukaryota; Viridiplantae; Streptophyta; Magnoliopsida; Brassicales; Brassicaceae. The coding region runs from base 28 to 405 and encodes 125 amino acids.
AACUCACAGUAACGACAAAACUAAACGAUGAAGUCAGAUAAGCUCUGGAGUCGAUCACCAGUCGUCAAAACCGGAAAAUCCGAGUUGCCGGUUAUCAGAUUCAUCCGUGGAUACCUCGAGAAAAUCAAGGACAUAACCGGCGGUCCAGGAGUUGGCGGCGGUUUAGGCUGCGGAGCUGGGCUCGGUAUCGGUCUAACCGGCGGGCUCGGGUUAGACGCUUCUGAAGGGCUGAACCAUAGCAAUGUGGUGUUUGGAAUCGGAAUGGGUUGCGGUAUCGGGUUGGGGUUUGGGUACGGAUUUGGAGUUGGCGGCGGAAUCAAUUUCGAUGACAUUGGAGAUUAUUUGACCUAUGAGAAAAGCUCCGGUUCAAAGUCCGGGUCUGGUAAAGGAUUUUUUUUCAAUUGAUUAUUAAAGAAAUCUUUGUUAAUUAUCCAUUUUUUCAGUCAAAGUACUCGUCCGUGUUGUCUUCUUUAUUUUGGUUUAACCAUGUCUUUCGGUUUAUGUAUCUCAGUUCCGGUUUAAGUUCAUGUCUGUAAUCUUAUUUAUGGAAUCAUUGAGCCUUGUCUUCUGGGUUGUUUUCAACGA